GGGACCACGUGACCCGGGUUGAGAGUUGAAAGUCAAGCUGCUGCUGCUGUCCUCGGCAUGGCGGUUCAGGUCGGACGCAGAGUCCUGCUGCAGGCGGUCCGGGUCCAGGCCCCGGGGGGUCCGGGUCCGAGGCGGUACGUGGGGCUCGGUGGAGCCUCGUCCGCCUCGCGCCCUGACGGUCACGGCGCGCGACACUACAGCUCGGACCCGAAGGAGGACCUAUGCGUGAGACACCUGGACGGGGAGGACGCCGGUAUCGUCGUCAUUGGGCUAAAUCGACCCAAAGCAAAAAAUUCCAUCAGCAAAAAUCUGGUGAACAUGAUGCUGGAGGCCGUGGAGGACGUGAAGAAGGACCACCGGGUGAGGAGCCUCAUCAUCUGCAGCCUGGUCCCAGGGAUCUUCUGCGCAGGUGCCGACCUGAAGGAGCGGGCCAAGAUGCACCAGAGUGAAGUGGCACCCUUCGUGUCCAAAGCCAGAGCGCUGAUCACGGAGCUCGGGAACCUCCCCAUGCCGACCAUCGCCGCCAUCGACGGCGCCGCCCUGGGAGGCGGCUUGGAGAUGGCCCUCGCCUGUGACAUCAGAAUCACCGCCAACACGGCGAAGAUGGGCCUGGUGGAGACCAAACUGGCCAUCAUCCCCGGAGCAGGUGGCACCCAGCGUCUCCCGCGGUUGAUCGGCGCCUCUCUGGCCAAGGAGCUCAUCUUCGCGGCCCGCGUGGUCGACGGGGCGGAGGCGUGCCGCCUCGGGCUCGCCAACCACUCGGUGGAGCAGAACGACCGCGGAGACGCCGCCUACCUGCGGGCGCUGGAGCUCGCUCGCGAAAUCAACCCUCAGGGUCCCAUCGCAAUAAGGAUGGCCAAACUGGCCAUCAACCAGGGCAUCGAGGUGGAUCUCUCUACCGGUCUGGCUAUCGAGGAGGCGUGCUACGCCCAGGUGAUACCGACCAAGGAUCGCCUGGAGGGUUUGUCCGCCUUCAAGGAGAAGAGGCGUCCUCACUUCAAGGGGGAGUGACGCCUCACUCCUCCUCCUCCUCCCAGAGGCCAGACCCAGGGUUCUGCUUCAGCACAUCUCUACGGGGGGAACCGGUGCAGAACCCGGAGGACGUCCGUCUGAACGCAGGACAUUCGAGUAUUUUCUCCAGUGACUGGAAUGUUCAGGUGUAAAAUACCUGCUGGGUACAACAACCAUCAACUAACCAACCAACCAACCAUCGGCCACAACUUACCAAACCAACUUUAAAAUGUAAAUCACGACUCACUUCAACCGGUUGCUAGUUACUAACCUCUUGACUAGUGAGCCGAGAGCCAUCGCCAUGUCUGCUUCACUCGGCAUGCCGUCCCGCUUCAUCGCUGUUUUACUCUGGAAGCAACGCACCUGAAUACCACCAGGGCGCGUCUGCAUGAAAUACAGAAAUGCACUCUAGGUUUUGCUCUUACUUCUUGAUUUGAGACUCGCGUUCACCAAAUCAGACGAUGUGUCCGUUGCCAGGCGUCACUUUCACUGGACCGGCCGGCGCCUCGGAGACGUUGACGAGAUUUAAACCCAAGGGACCUUUUUGUUGAGAAACGCGAUGCGACGUCGCGCCGCGAUGGCCGACCAGCCACCGAGCCGCGGGGGGCGGGGGGCGGUCGCUUUGUGUUCAUAGGCCAUUAAAAAGUGACACGUCAACACGGCGGCACCGCCUCACCAUGACCACAUGGCCUGAUUUGGUGUGCAUGCGGCCUCGAUGAAGGGUCUGGGUUCCUCUACGGGGCGGACGGGUUGUCUGAUCCCAAACUUUAUGUUUUGUCAUAAGUACACGGAGGAAGUGUGUACUUGUACUCGUGCUGGAUGAUGAUGAUGUACAAAUGUUCACAUGAUUGUAAUAAAAAAAAUAAUUCUGUA
Messenger RNA from Pseudoliparis swirei, 1884 nucleotides. RefSeq names its product AU RNA binding protein/enoyl-CoA hydratase (gene auh). The record is from RefSeq and is a predicted model, not a curated record. Gene Ontology annotation, biological process: fatty acid beta-oxidation. Gene Ontology annotation, cellular component: mitochondrion. Bases 58 to 1011 code for a protein of 317 amino acids. The transcript is spliced from 10 exons. Lineage: Eukaryota; Metazoa; Chordata; Actinopteri; Perciformes; Liparidae. Gene Ontology annotation, molecular function: enoyl-CoA hydratase activity.